Molecule: messenger RNA, 940 nt
Organism: Aphanomyces invadans
Lineage: Eukaryota; Oomycota; Saprolegniomycetes; Saprolegniales; Verrucalvaceae
Exons: 4
Coding region: 33-935 (300 amino acids)
Molecular function (GO): oxygen binding; heme binding
Source: RefSeq, a predicted model, not a curated record
CUUCAAGUACCAGAGGAUUACCUUGGUUACAGAUGGGGAUAUCGAGCUCGCGGCGAGACGGGUCGUCGGUCGCGCCCAUCUCUUGCCUGCCGCCGUCGGCCAUGGACGUGUACAUUGACGAUAUGGCAGGAUUCCCGUACGGCGUGGCCGGCCAAGAUCAAGUCGAACAUUACAUGCCACCGCAGUUUCCUCUCGUGCCCUACCUGACGUCGUCAAGGAUAGCUCUGUGCCGGCAGUCGUGGGCCGUUCUUCACGCGGCAUCGACGCCCACCAUGAAAAAGCACGGCCGUCCUGGCAUCGUGCUAGUGUACGAGGAGUUUUUUUACCGGCUGAUCGAGCGGGACAUGACCAUGACCCGAGUGUUCCCCACCGCCAAGAAACGGGGCGAAGUCUUAAUCCGUGCGAUUCAAUUCAUCCUGUCGUCCAACGCAGAUACACCGCAAGACAUUGCGAACGUCGCGACGCGCUGCCGCUACCUCGGCCACCGCCAUCGGUCGUUUCCAAACAUUCGCCCCCACCACUUUGCCACGUACACGUUGACAUGUGUGGAAGUGAUCAUGUUUUGGCUGGGGGACCUGGCAACGCCAGAGGUCGGCGCAGCUUGGUCGAAUACCGUCGGGUUCAUCUUGAAGCACUUGCUCGAGCCGUACCUGCAUGAUGCCACCGAUCCCUACGAAUGCCACCAAAACACAAGCAUCCCAGCCGUCCGGGAGGUCAUUGAAGCUCGGUUGGAAGCUGAUUGUGAAACCACGUCCGCGUCGACGCACACAAAAUCCACCCCCGACGUGAGAAAAACGUCGGCGUGGGGCGCCGUUCGCUCGUCCGCCGUCGCGAAACCAGCACCCAAGAUCACAGGGAUCGCCGUCACAUCUUUGAUCUUGAACGAAGCGCGCAAGGCGCGAGAAAGGUCCUGCAGCCCACUAAACAUACCCUAGUGGCU